CAAAAAAUCAUCGUCAUCGUCGUCGCGCUUUGUUGCCGAAAAAAUCACUUCGCCGGGCGUUCAGCAAUUCCGAUCAAGAUUUGGUGGAAAUCCUCCGCACUUUACUUUACUCCGACUAAUUCCGGGUGUUCCCGUGCAUUUGCCACAGCAUGGCAGUAAAGUCCAUUAACGACGAGGGACAUUUCCAAGCGGAAUUAUCGGCCGCUGGUGGUAAGCUUGUCGUUGUCGAUUUCACAGCGACCUGGUGCGGUCCGUGCCGCAAUAUUGCUCCACUGUUUGAGCAACUGCCGGGCAAAUAUCCGAAAGCUGUGUUCCUUAAGGUAGACGUAGACAAAUGUUCCGAUACGGCAGCGACUCAGGGGGUUUCCGCGAUGCCAACUUUCAUCUUCUACCGUGCCAGGACCAAAAUCGAUCGACUACAGGGAGCAGACAUAAAUGGGCUGGAAGCAAAGAUACAGAAACAUUAUGCGGCUAGUGCAGAUGAAUCCGGAGAAGACUAUGGUCAGGGAAUGCUUGAUCUCAACACCUUUAUCCAGAAGAAUCAGUGCGAGUGCUUAAACGAAGCGGAUGACCAUCCGUGGACGAAUGCGCUCACCGCAACCGGAGGCCAUUUAGCAUCCGACUGUGAUGAGCAGCUCAUCAUUUCGAUUACCUUUAACCAGGUGAUAAAGUUGCACUCGUUGAAAAUCAAAGCACCUCCGACACACGGGCCUAAGAACAUCAAGCUGUUCAUUAAUCAGCCGCGCACGCUCGACUUCGAUAUGGCCGACUCGUACGUAUCGGUGCAGGAUCUGGAGGUCGACCCGAAGGAUCUGGAAACGGGAAAUCCAAUCAAGCUGCGGUUUGUCAAGUUCCAGAACGUGCAGAACAUUCAGCUGUUCGUAAAGGACAAUCAGUCCGGUGGAGAGACGACAAUCAUUGACCAUCUGGCCUUCAUCGGGCAACCGAUAGCGACGACGAAGAUGGACGAUUUUCAGCGGGUGGCCGGAAAGAAGGGCGAAAGUCACUGAGCCGCUGUAGCAAACCGCGGUUGUGUGUGUAUGAUCGGUUUCGGAGAUGCAACAAUUCCUGCCCCGAAGUACGCGAGUGUUAUGAUGAUAUCGAUCGUCGGUAAGCAAAGACGAUUGACCUGUUUGCAAUUCUUUUUCUCGUGAAUCGAAAUAUGAUUUAAUAA
Molecule: messenger RNA, 1174 nt
Organism: Anopheles moucheti
Lineage: Eukaryota; Metazoa; Arthropoda; Insecta; Diptera; Culicidae
Gene: Txl
Product: thioredoxin-like protein 1
Exons: 3
Coding region: 150-1010 (286 amino acids)
Source: RefSeq, a predicted model, not a curated record